Molecule: messenger RNA, 651 nt
Organism: Effrenium voratum
Lineage: Eukaryota; Dinophyceae; Suessiales; Symbiodiniaceae
Source: the annotation of a GenBank genome assembly
AUGCAGAUCACCGACAUCUUUGGUCCGACGUAUCCGCAUUGCGACGUUUGGGUGGUGCUCUUCUACGGGGUGCUCUGCGUCUUGGGCCUCGCGGUGGCCUUCUUCGGCUACCGCAUAUACAGCCGGGCCUUCGGCGUCUUCCUCUGCCUCUUGGCCUUUGCAGUGGAGGCCACCAUCGGAGCUCCCUGGAUUCAUGGCGCGAGCCAGCAGUGGGGGAAGAAGGUGGUCGUCACUGCUUGCUGCAUUGUGUGGGCCAUCCUGGCGCGUGCAUGGGCGUACAAGCUCAAGUACUUCAUAGAGGAACUCCUGGAUAUUUUCCUGGGCGCCUUGCUGGGGUUCCUAGUGGUGGCCCUGGUCAUCGACCUGUUGAAUCAGCCCAUUGGAGAGCUGGUGGGCCAAGAAUACGCGGGCUGGGAGGACUUUGCGACCCUGACAAUCGGCAUACCGGUGGCUUUGACGGUGGCGUUUCACAGCCGUGGCUGGAGUAAGCUGCUCUUUGUGCUUGCCUUUGGUAUCAUGGGCAGCCUGCUUUUCGUCCACUCAACCGCGGUGCUCUACUCGUGUGAUCACGCGCACAACCCUUUCGCAGGUUCGUUAGUGGUGGUGGCGGUGGCUGCUGUUGGGGCACUGGUUCAGUGGUACUGGAACUAG